Molecule: messenger RNA, 1794 nt
Organism: Rhodotorula toruloides NP11
Lineage: Eukaryota; Fungi; Basidiomycota; Microbotryomycetes; Sporidiobolales; Sporidiobolaceae
Product: Glycoside hydrolase, family 5
Exons: 9
Coding region: 1-1794 (597 amino acids)
Biological process (GO): glucan catabolic process
Cellular component (GO): cell surface; extracellular region
Molecular function (GO): beta-glucosidase activity
Source: RefSeq, a predicted model, not a curated record
AUGCCGAGUCCGUACGGUGCAUCACAGCACGACUACCCGCCCGACGCUUCCAACGUCUACCUCGCCCAUCCAGGCGAGAAGCCACACACUCGCUCGUCAUUCGCCAUGUCUGCCGCGGGCCACAAGGGCGGACGCGGACGCAGGAUCUGGCUCUGGAUCCUCGCGGCCCUCGUCGCGAUUGUACUCGUCCUCGGUGCCGUGCUGGGCGGCGUGCUGGGCUCGCGAGCAGCGAACGACCACAAGAACAACAGUGUCAAAAGUGCGAAAGACGGCCAAGGAGGCGUCGGCUCGUCCGCCGCGACUCUCGCAGCGACGACGAGCGACGCCGCCUCGACGAGCGCGACACUGACCACCUCGAGCGCGGCUCCGACGUCGACGCCUGCAGGUAACACCUUCAAGGUCGUCGACUUGCCGCCCUGGUCGUGGGGACAGAACAAGUCGAUCGGGAUGUGCCUCGGCAACUGGCUCAUCCUCGAAAAGUGGAUGGCGCCCGACUGGUUCAACAACACGGUCAACGCCGUCAAGCCCGGCGCGGGCGCGACGACGAUGGACGAGUGGGGAUUCUGCCAGGUUCUUGGGCAGGACGGCGCAAAGGCGGCGUUGACGGACCACUUCAACACCUGGGUCACCGAGGACGACAUCCAGACCAUGUUUGAAUACGGCAUCAACCAGCUCCGCAUUCCGUUCGGCUUUUGGGCGUUCAUCCCGACCCAAGGCAACGAGCCCUACGUCAACGACCAAGCGCUUUACCAGUCGCAGAUCGAGCGCAUUCUCGGCUACGCCCACGCUCGCGGAAUGUACGCCAUCCUCGACUGCCACGGUCUCCCCGGAAGUCAGAACGGCGAGCAGUCUUCCGGACAACUCACGACGACGCCUUCGUGGUUCGGAGGAUCGGCUGCCUCGGAGACGCCGAACCAGGUCAGGUCCGACCAGAUGGUUGCCGCCAUCACCGACUGGGUCGCCAAGUCGCCCUACCGCUCGGUCGUCACCGGUAUCGAGGUCAUCAACGAGCCUCGCCCGUACACCGACGACCAGAUCCAGCAGCUGCAGAACUACUACGAGCGCAGCUACGCGACGAUCCAGAAGUCCGCCUGGCCCGUCGCCACCUUCCUCCACAACGGCUACACGAACCUCACGUACUGGCAGUCCUUUGCCGCUCAACACGCGACCUCCCCUCCUUCGAUGGUCAUGGUCGACCACCCUUACCCCGGCAAUUUCCCGCCUCAGAACAACAGCGCCGACAUCCUCAAGCAGGUCUGCACGGCCGGACAGCGGUACUUGAACUACCCUAUCCCCGUCUGCAUCGACGAAUGGAGCUUGUAUACGGGAGUGAAGGACCAGGCGUUUGAGAAGCAGUUCUACGAGCAGCAACUCGCGACUUGGACCUGGAGCGCCGGCGGCCACUACUGGAGCUGGAAGCUUGAGACGAGUCAGCAGGACCUCGCUGCUGGUCUUGACUACAGCCAGUACUCGUUUGUCACGCUCCUGAAGAACAACUCGGCGACGAUCCCCAAAGCGUCCGACUUUGGCCAGAACGGCACGACGACCCAGUCCGCCGCCGAAGCCUACCUCGCCGGUAUCGGCUCGGACCUCUCCUCCGCAUGCGGCGCCGCACCUUCGAACGUCGCGCCCUUUGCGACUACCUCUGUCCCCGCAUGGACCGCUGAGCAGUCUGCGCGGUCGUCUGCGAAGGGCCAGACUCUUACGGCGACUGCGACAGCCUCGAGCGGCUCGGCGUCGGCGACGGCAACGACUCGACAGCGUGUCAAGCGGGCCAUGUCCUACAAGGCGUGA